AUGUCCGCUGCACCUCGGAGGAGACUUGCCUGUCGCCCAUGCACUCGGCGCAAGGUCAAGUGUGACAAGCAGAUUCCAUGCCAGAACUGUAUCAAGAGAGGAAGUCCGGCAGAUUGCGAACGCGAACCUGACCGCGAACUUGAUCGCAACGAUGCGGUCGAUGUGAAUGCAAAUCCUCGGACCAGUAGCAGCAUUUCCAGUCUUCGGCCCCAGCUCCAGUCCCAACUAGACCACGCAUCGACCGUUCGUGCUCUCCGUACUCGAGUGGCCGAACUGGAGACCGCCCUACAACAGAAGAGCCUCCUUAGCCCAGGACCGGAGGGCAAUGCGCGAGACCGUGCAACAGAACAGGCUGAGGCCAGCACUGACGCUCAACUUCGAUCGUCAUCGCCCAGUCAGUGUUCAGAUGUUGAAGAUGCAGUCACUGUGCUGGAGUUCUUGGCUUGGGGCCGUCUCAAGGAUCCGGACAAUUUUGCAAUGCUGUCGCCGGAAGCCCUUCGAGUCUCUGAGCAUGGAGAUGGCAUUGGCACCAGCCCGCCCGAGGAGCUUGACUGUGCCCUUGAUUCCGGCAUGAAUCUCCUGUCGUGGCUGCAGAUCCUGCUUCCUUCACGACGCCAGGUGUAUCAGCUGGUCGAGUAUCACAGCAACUGCAUGCUCUGGUUCCAUGGCUCAUACUUCGCACCAACCUUCUCCAAAGAACUCACCUCUUUCUACGCGGAUCACAGGGGACAGUUGGAUUCCAAGGGUGUGAGUCUCCAAUGGGUGGCACUGCUGUUUUCGGUCAUGGCUGGCACCAUCACCUCAGCCCCGGCGCACGAGGCGAGAGAGUGGGGCUUCAAUGAACGUGAGGCGCGGCUGUUGUCUCAAAAAUGGUACAAGGCUGUGCUCGUCGCCUUGAAUGCCGCCAAUUACACCGCCCAUCACUCCUUACAUUCCGUCCAAGCGAUCACGGUUUUGACAAACACCGCCCAUAUGUUGGGCCAUUCGAAUGCGCAGUCCGUCAUGCUGGCGUCGGCAGUCCGCAUCGCCCAAGGCCUGGGCUUACACCGACUGGACGAUGACGCUCCAGGGUCCGACAUCGAGCUGGAGACCGGUCGCCGUGUGUGGCAGGAGCUGUGCACCCAGGACUGGUUCAGCACGGCCUUUUCGGAAUCCUACUCGAUCAAUCUUCUGCAUUCCACCUCUCUCCCGCCCAAAAACUGCGACGAUGACAUGAAUGUCCUGCCGGAGUCGGAGCCAACCGUGACCAGCUUUUGCCGAUUCCUGGCCAAGAUUGCCGCCAUCAUGCCGGCGCUGCAGGAUGCCAUGGCCUUGUCCAACACCCUGUAUACCAAGCACGAGGCAGUUCUGGUGUAUGAUAGAAAGAUGCGGUCAUUGGCCACCGGCAGGCCCGCAUUCCUGGCCAACACAACCUUCGAUGCCAAUUGGCCGUGUUAUAUUCCAUGGGCGCGUCGGGCCAUUGCGAUGAGUUCAGCGCACAAGAUUAUCAUGAUUCACAGGAGGUUUCUCGGUCUCAGUUUCACCAAGCCCGUUUUUGCUUUUACGCGUCGAACCUGCCUGGCCGCAUCUAAGACCAUCUUGAAAGAGUACCUGGCCAGCAGGAGAGACGAAUCUAGCCCAAUGCUCUGGACCCAUCAGGCGUUUUCGGUAGCAGCUUGCAUAGUACUCUGCUUUGAUAUCCUCCAUUCGUCGUCUUCGGGUCAGGACGAAUCACUGCUGGUAGACCAAACCUUGGACCAUCUGCGCCUCUCCCAGCAGAAGAGCAUGAUCGCUGCUCGCGGCGUCAAAGUCCUGAGUGCGUUGCAAAAGCAAAUAUCCAACAGGGCGGACAGUCGGAAGAGAUCAAUUGACGCUGGCACUGCUAGAGACGCCACUCCCAGGAAAAGACGUCGAGGCUUCGACGCCGCCGAAUUUGCUCGAUCCUUCUGCAGUGCCCCGACUCAGAAUGAUGGCACCACUCCACUACCGAAUCAAGGGACUCCAGACAACCCGAGUUCUACUGGAGAACUGCAGCUUGGGCAGCAGCGAACCGAGCACAGCGCGCAAGUAGUCGGCACCGAUGAAACACUUAGUCCUCCGACAGACUUGAAUUGGCUAUGGAGUAUGCCACUAUCUGAUGACGAUGGUACCCACACAUUUGACAGCCUGCUAUCUUUUGCAAACCAAGGUCUUGGACUUUGA
Molecule: messenger RNA, 2181 nt
Organism: Capronia epimyces CBS 606.96
Lineage: Eukaryota; Fungi; Ascomycota; Eurotiomycetes; Chaetothyriales; Herpotrichiellaceae
Exons: 2
Coding region: 1-2181 (726 amino acids)
Biological process (GO): regulation of DNA-templated transcription
Molecular function (GO): zinc ion binding; DNA-binding transcription factor activity, RNA polymerase II-specific
Source: RefSeq, a predicted model, not a curated record